AUGUGGAGUUGGCAGUCGCAGCCGGCACGACGUCUGACAGGCCUGCUCGCAGAGACCCUGCGACGUUGGGCAUCAGCGCGUGCAGAUGCCGCCGCGUCCUUCGCAGCGCUGCCCUUCGUGUCCUCGCUCGCGGCUGCCUGCCCAAGAAAUGUCGGAAGCUCCGAUCCCAGACGCCUCCAUGCGUGGACCCUGGGAGCUGCAGCCUUAGCUCACGCCUUUGGCCAAUUUGCGGAUCUGCCCAUCUGCUCGAUCGGCAAUCGCCUCUGGCAGCAGAACACGCAAGCCGAGCUGGGUCGGACGUCUACCCUUGUCGCUUGCUCGAUUCCGAAGCCCAGCACCCAGCGUGUCGAUGCCGAUACUCGAACGAGGUUGUAG
Messenger RNA from Moesziomyces antarcticus, 375 nucleotides. RefSeq lists its product as uncharacterized. The transcript has a single exon. The record is from RefSeq and is a predicted model, not a curated record. Bases 1 to 375 code for a protein of 124 amino acids. Lineage: Eukaryota; Fungi; Basidiomycota; Ustilaginomycetes; Ustilaginales; Ustilaginaceae.